Messenger RNA from Penaeus chinensis, 4913 nucleotides. RefSeq lists its product as uncharacterized. The transcript has 2 exons. NCBI's taxonomy places the organism in Eukaryota, Metazoa, Arthropoda, Malacostraca, Decapoda, Penaeidae. The coding region runs from base 141 to 4502 and encodes 1453 amino acids. The record is from RefSeq and is a predicted model, not a curated record.
CUUACGUUCGUAAGGCAAAAUCAACUCUCCGGAAAGCAAACUACAAAGUGUUAUAUAAGGAAUUGAAGGAGUCAUUAUAUCCAAAAAAAACAUAUUUAGAUAAGUUCUUGGCCUACAGUUUGAAGAAAUCAGACUUUCAGAUGGUGGUUGACAGUGUGGAGGUCAGCUCUUCAACAAAAACAGGAGAAAAAGAAGCCAGCACAAAGAAGAGAAAGGCAAAGAAAAAUGCAGUAUCUGAUAUACUGCUUUCAGAAGACGAAUUGCCUCCAAUAGUAACUAGGAAGAAAUCUGUUUUAAAAACACUCAACGAGUUACCUUUUCCAGGUGAAGACAGCAAGAAGAGUCAGCGCAAAGGUCGCACCCUGCCUACAAAGCCCAAUGGUGCGAAAGGGGUAAAGUCUAAAGUUGCCAGUAAAUUAACAUCUCUGUCUACUCCAUCUACAAGGAAUAAUAAAUCUACUGUUCGUAAUCGUAGAAGAUCUCCAGAUGAAGGAAAGAGAGAAACUAGUUUCUUGAGCUCUGACAUCUCAUUUCAUGAAGAUUUUCUUUUAACCAGUACUCAGGUAAGACCUGGAAAUAAACAGAUAUUAGAUACUUCACUUGGAGAAAGUCCUGCAUUGCUGCCAGCCCUCAAGGAGAGAGACACUUUACGAGAGAAGGAGAAAAGUAAACUGAAGUUGUCAAAGGCAAAAGAGAAACAUAGAAAUGUGGAAGGAAAACAGAAGGACUUUGAAAUAAGUAGUGAAGAUCCGGAUGAUUGUUCUAAUGAAGAAAGGUCUGAUUUUAAUAAUCACACUGAAGUUUCUAAGUUGAAUAGUUCCUCAGCUGAGGAGUAUGUUACUGUCAAUGAAACCACUGAAGAAGCAACAAAUAUCACUUGUAAUUCUAAUGUGAAAAACUCAACUGUAUUAAGCAGAAAAAGUAUCACUUCCUCCUUGAACACAACAUAUACUUUAGACAGCCCCAUGACAAGUAUGACUAGUAAAAGUGAAGGUAGUGUGCAAGUAAAUAAUCCACAUAGAAAUAAGAAAAGGAGUUCUACAGAUGUGUGCAGUACCAACAUUGUUGAGAAGAUACAUGACAAGACAGCAGAGCAUUCAAGUCCAGAGCCUGAAGAUUACUUACCUUGUGGUCAGAGACCAAGAGAGGGCAGGUCUAGUGGAUACAAAGGUGGGAGUUCCGAAGGUCAGAACGAAAGUUCUCUGGCCAAUACAGGAAAUGAUAGUGUAUAUUUUUGUUACACUGCCCUCCCAACACACAUUAACCCUGCUGUAUUUGUGCUGGACAGCCAGGCUGCUUCUGAGCAAAACAACUGUCUUGUUGAUGAAACCUUAACAGAAACCAAUAACAAUCAACUUGAUGGCUAUGAAGGGAAAUGCAUAAUCCAAGAAACCCAAAGUCAAGAAAUUCUUACCCAUUUUGUUGUAGACUCAACAUCACAGGUGACAGAUUUUCCUAAUCCAAAUGACUGUGGCUUAGGUGCUGGAAAGAAUUCUGUUAAAGUAGAAUGUGAGGAUACUGGCACACAGUAUAGUGAAAACAGUGAACCUUUCUCCCUGACCCAGGGACAGCAGGAACCCAUGCCUUUCAGCCAAAAUGCUCAAGAGCUUGUUUACUCAGCAGAUGUUACAGAUACCACAGACUUCACUACUUUCUGUAAAACAGAACUGACAUCGCCAUUAUCAGAAAAAGAAUAUAAAAUCUUCGAGGUACAGUAUGAGGAUAUUGAACAAGAACCAACAUCUCCUAGUACAUUAGAAGUAUUUAAUUCUGUAAAACAAGAAUCUGUUACAGUUGGCAAUCCUACAUCUGUUGUUCACGGUACUACAGUUGAGUUCAGUGACAUUGAUAAUGACAAGUUUGCAUCUCCUAAAUGUGCUGUGGAGGAAAUUAUUCAUUCAAACUGUCUAGAUACACCCACCGCAGUGGCUUCUAAUGAAGAAACUAGUGAUAGUGAAGAAGUAAUAGGGCCAAGUCAAGAAUUAGUUGUAACUAGUCCACCAAAUUUUAAAAGCUUUAACAGAUCAAGUAGAAGUUGUGGCAGUGCAUCAGGUGGCAGUUUUGUGUCUAAUACAAGUGGUGAAAGUGAGCAAGAGCAGGCAUCUCUCAGCAUAUAUAGUUCACUAACAGCCCUACAAGACUUUUCAACCACUGUUGCAGAAUCAGAAGAAAUAGCCAGAAAAGAUAAAGAAAAGGAUAGUUUAGAGGUAUUUCCAUUAAAUUCAUCAAAGGGCUCAAUACAGGAAGAAAUGGAAUAUGCAUCAUUGACUUGCAAGGAGAAACAGGGAAGCAGUCAUGGUAAAGGAUGGAGUGAUUUGCAUCCUUCACUGAUCCAAAACCAAAGAGGGGAUGUCACAGUUCACAAUACUAGCACUAUAUUUAACAUCACCUUGGUGGAUAACAAAGAACAAGAAAUACUAGAUGUUCUAUGUGAGAGACCUCUAAAAAGUGACCAUCAUUCAGAUGAGUCAUUUGUCACAGCAGAAUCUGUAGAAGACAGAGUGUCCAGGGAAUCUCUUCAGAGUGUUGAUACAAAUGAUGAUUCUGAAUCACAGAGUUCCAAUACAUCCAAAUUAAGGAUAGAUAUUAGUAAUUCAAAUCUGUUGCCAGGAAAUUCCUCUGCUGCAGAAACCACAGCUGUCUGGGACAGAUGUGACCAGAAUGCCAAGAAAAAUAAAACGAAGGGCAGAACUACAGAAAAUAGUGAUGUAUCUGCAACAGUUGAUGCGCACAAAAAUCAAGGGAUGGAUUCAGUGACAAAUGAGGUGGGAAAUACAGACGUUGAUUCAUUUGUAACGGCUCUUGAUGAAAGUCAGAAAGGUAAGCAAAAGAAAAAAUCUUGUGCACUAGAAGUAACUGAAGGUGUGGGCAGUGAGUUAGUUACAAACGAUGUAGAGACAUUUAAAUCUAAAAAAAAGAAAAAGGAAAAGAAGCCUGAAAUCACAGUAUUACCAACAAUGCAAGUAAGUGACAUUCCAAAUUCAGAUGAAGUUGAUGGUAGUGCAUAUGAAACCUCAAAGAAAAGCAAAAAAGGAAAGGAAAAGAAGAGGAAAGAAAAGACUUCAGAUAAGGUCAGUGAAAAGACAGAGCAAACAAACUUGGUCUCCCACAGCUCAAAAUCAAAGAAAAAACAUAAAAGUGACGAAACAGAGACCGAAGAAGCCUGUGAUAAAUAUUGGUUAGAUUUAUGUACUGAUCUUCCUUUCCCUGAUUUAGACAAAGAGAAUGAGGUACUUGUGUCAGAGAACAGUUCAUCUAAAUCAAAGUCCCAGAGCACAAAAACAAAAAAUGACACUUCAAAGGCAUCUGUACUGAAGUGCUCCUUAAUAGAUUCUGAUGAACUGGAAUUUCCUGAUUUCGACAAUUUGUUACCUGAAGAAUCUAUCAAGGAAAAAAUAAAUACUAGAAAAAGCUCCAGAAAUAAGAACAAAAAGGAACAAAAAGAGAGGGGUAAGUCAGAGGAUCAGGUUAAUCAGAAAAAGUGCCUUGAAUCCAAAGAGGAAACUAAGGAAGUUGUGUGUCUAGAUGUCUCUGAAAACCAAGAAAAGAAAAAAUCCAAAAAGAAGAAGCUUCAAAAAUGUUCUGGUCAAGAAAAGUUCCAAGUUGAUGUUUUUGAUAAUGAAUUUGAUAAAAAACACAAGUCCACGAACAACAUAGAACAAAAAGUUGAUGAAGGCUUGUCUCUUCCUACAAAACGAGAAAAGAAAAAGCACAAAAGGGAAAAAGAAGACUUCAUUACAUGUGAUCUUUUACCGUUCCCAGAUAUCGAAAUUGAAGGCUGUUCCAUCUCAAAAGCAGAAAAUGAGACAUGUUUUGCUAAGUCUGCGGAUGGGAUUGCCUCGCAGAAAAAGAAAAGAAAAAAUGAAGAUAGUGACAUCAAGUCACUAAACACAAAGAGGAAAAAGAAUGAGUAUCUGGAAACUAGUACCAACAAAGACAUUGAAAAGUGUAAUGGAAAUACAAGUGUCAAAGCAACACCAGAGGUUCCUCAAGUAAAUGGCCACUAUGACUGUUCAGACUUGGUUAAAAGGAAAAAAAACAAAAAGAAUAAAUCUAAAGCAACAGAAGAUGAAUCACUGACAGGUCUUGAUGUCGAGAGUGUCUUAGACCUAAUAAAUGAAAAUGAUGAGUAUUCUAAAAGAGAUACAGAAAAGAAAAACAAAAAGAGACAGAGAGCUGAUGGCACAGACGAGAAUAAAGAAAAAAACAAUCCUGAAAACACCGAGAAAAGUGAACAUAACACGCCAGUAGAGAACAGAAGGGAAAGUCUGAGGAAAAGACCAAAAAGAGAUAAAGACACAUCUCUCAGCAGGAAGGAGGAACAGAAAGGGAGUUCUUCCAAAAACAAAGUUCAAGAAGAGUUAAAAAGAAUAAACAAUAAAAAAAAUUGUUUGACUCCACCUUGGAACAGACCUGUAAAAUCAAGGGCCAAAUUCCACAGACUUUACAAUCCUGAAAAUGAUGAUCUUUUAUACAGUCCUGAAAAUGAAGAUCUUUUAUAAAACGGUCUUUCUUUUUCUCCUCCUUCCUCUCCUCCAUUUCCUCAUUUUUCUCCUUCAACAAGUGAUUGAUGUGAUACUUAGAUUUUACAUGUGAACAGAUGACGUAAUACAUUAUAGAAUUUGAUUACCCCUUUAUGUCAAUUGACAUAUUAUGGAUUUGUUACUAUGUACGUAGAAUUUGUACUUCAAUUAAAGUGUUUUUUUAAUUGACAGUAACAGUAUUUAGACAUUUUUAAAGAAUUUCUUAAUUUUUCUGUUUAUUGUUGUAACCAAUCAAAAUUUAAUGUUUAUUUAAGUUUAGUAAGUGAUAUUUAUUAAGUAAACAUGCAUUCCUUCAUUUCCCCAUAAUCAGUUAUUUAUCGAGAGUCAACAACAAAAGUAGGUUUCUGUUUAAUAAAGAUUUUUAAAUAA